GAUUAUUAAGGAACCGGGAUUGUGACGUCACGGCUUUAAAAGUGCGGGGAGCGAGUGGAGCGCGCGCAGAGACAAGCAUGACUCCUGCAAUAUCAGCAUAGUGGACCUGAAGGACAAGCUGCUGAGGAUGGCCUGCUCCUAUUUAGAGAUAGAUGAUGAGGACAAAGGGUAUGCACUGAGCCUCUUUUGUAUACCCAAACACUACGAAGAGGACUUGGACAGUGUUAUCAUUCCCAAUGGUCUCAUAAAGGAUAGGACAGAGCGCUUGGCCAGAGAUAUUGUUCGUGAUAUGGGAGCACAACAUAUUGUGGCCCUGUGCGUGCUGAAAGGAGGGUAUACAUUCUUUGCAGACCUGCUGGAUUACAUUAAGGCACUGAAUCAGAACAGUGACAAGUCUGUGCCGCUGACCGUGGAUUUCAUUAGGCUAAAGAGCUACUCCAACGACCAGUCGACAAACUCUGUAAAGGUUAUUGGAGGGGACGAGUUAACUGCUCUCACUGGAAAGAAUGUGCUUGUGGUCGAGGAUAUUAUAGAGACUGGGAAGACAAUGGAAACUCUGCUGACGUUAUUAAAUGACUGUCAACCCAAGAUGGUGAAAGUGGCCAGCCUACUUGUGAAAAGGACACCAAGAAGCUCAGGAUAUCGUCCUGAUUACUUUGGUUUUGAGGUUCCUGAUAAAUUCCUGGUGGGAUAUGCUCUAGACUACAACGAAUAUUUCAGGGAUUUGAAUCACAUCUGUAUACUAAGUGACCAGGCAAAAGAAAAGUACAAAGUAUGAGCAGAGUAUAAACUGCUGGAUGCAUGAAGACUGAGACCACUGUGACCCCUUUCUCUCAUAGUUGUGUUCCUACAUUCUACUUUUUCUUGAAGGAGUACUUCACUUAACAAAAGGCCAAAGAUUUUGGAGAAUGAAAGGGCGACUGGAAAAUAUGAUUUUGUUCAGAAUUAGUAGGCCUAGAGUUAAUUCAUGUUAGUAACAUAUAAAUAUGACAUUAUUAGGAACUAUUGUUUCACGUGUAUGUUUUUAUUUAUUCCUAUGGAGGCCUUAGGAUGUACUUGAUUUUUAAAAAAUGUUCUAAAAGACAAUAUGUCAGUUAUAUGGCAGUGGUUCAGAGAGAAAGAAAAGACAUUUUAUUUAGUGUUAUGAAUUCAGUGCAUGACUGUACAUUAUGUUACACCUGCUAAUACUGUAAAGUGUAUUUAUCAUAUACAAGAAAAGAUGAAAAUGAUCUCUUUUUUUUUGUAAAGUCAGGAUGAUCUUGUAAUAACACAGAGACCUCCUGAAUUACUGCAAUAAAGUAAUCCUAAUGUGCGUGUGUGUUUUUUCUUUUUUUUUUUUUUUUUGGCUUUAUUAUAUGAGUAUAAAUGAAAAGAAUGUGUUUUGUUCUGAACUGUAGUUAUUUUUAAAAUUCUUUUGCUAGGAGCCAUGGCACUGUUAAUGAGAGGAAAACAAUUUCAGCUAAGCAGAAUGAGGAAAUCAUUUACUGAAUAAACAGAAAUUGUGCUA
This is a messenger RNA of Pangasianodon hypophthalmus (striped catfish), 1507 nucleotides long. It is a transcript of the gene hprt1l, whose product is annotated as hypoxanthine phosphoribosyltransferase 1, like. Lineage: Eukaryota; Metazoa; Chordata; Actinopteri; Siluriformes; Pangasiidae. Bases 128 to 778 code for a protein of 216 amino acids. Gene Ontology annotation, molecular function: magnesium ion binding; hypoxanthine phosphoribosyltransferase activity. The record is from RefSeq and is a predicted model, not a curated record. Gene Ontology annotation, biological process: purine ribonucleoside salvage; IMP salvage; guanine salvage. The transcript is spliced from 9 exons.